Messenger RNA from Beta vulgaris subsp. vulgaris (sugar beet), 1238 nucleotides. RefSeq names its product protein TONNEAU 1a. The record is from RefSeq and is a predicted model, not a curated record. The transcript has 8 exons. NCBI's taxonomy places the organism in Eukaryota, Viridiplantae, Streptophyta, Magnoliopsida, Caryophyllales, Amaranthaceae. The coding region runs from base 185 to 982 and encodes 265 amino acids. Gene Ontology annotation, molecular function: protein binding.
GUUUUGCAUAAUUGCAUCUAAAGCUUGGUUCAUUUGAAAAAUUGAAGAUACGAGCUGGUAUUCUAGACUUCGUCCAUCCUAUUCCUUCCCCCCUCUUCGCUCACUUGGGAAGCAAAGCAAAUCCCAGAGUUGCAGAGAACUGGAGGAGAGAGAUUGAAGACGAGAUAGUAUCAAAAACUCAAAAAUGGACGAUUACACAAGAGAAAUGAUGGACCUUAAAACCCUUGUCACCCGUACUCUCGAGAAGAAAGGAGUUCUCGCUAAGAUCCGAGCUGAGCUCAGAGCUAGUGUUUUUGAAGCGAUUGAGGAGGAGGAUCGGGUUGUUGAGAAGGAUGAAGGUUUGCCUCCAGCACUAUUGGGUAGUUGCAAUGAUCGAGCGAAGCAACUUCAUGCUUCUCCGUCAGGGAGACUUUUGACUGCUCUCAUAUGUGAAUACAUGGACUGGGCACAGCUAAAUCACACGCUAAAAGUGUAUCUUCCAGAGUGUAAUUUGCCGAAAGAUUUCUGGAAGGCUGAGUUAAAAGAAUUCAGCAGCAAGAAUGGAUAUGAUCUUAGCAGGAACGGAGAAAGUGGUCCUGUGCUAUUAGACGUUCUUGAAGGAUUUUUAAAGUUUGAGAAUUUAUCCCAAGUGAGAGGCAGUGGAAGGAGAUUGGGUACUGACAAUGAGUCUUCAUCAAACCCAGAGCCUCGCAACGUGCGAAGACCAUCAUCAUCGUCAGCCGUUGCUGGAGGCUUACCACCUUUAGUGAGGUCACUCCCGGGGUCUCAGACGUCUGAGAGGAGAGCAGGGUCUUCUACUUCUAGUUACAGGAAAGAUGAUUACAACUGGAGAUAUGAAGGUGAUGAAUUGCCAGAGGAUGUGAUUCGUGCUUCAGCUGCUAUGGAAAACUUACAAUUGGAUAGAAAAACUCGGAAUCUAACUUCUUCAUGGAGGCAUGGUGGGGAUGGGUCCGCUGAGGAUGAUGGAGUAGAUCACAUGUAACCAGCUUUUAACACACUUGUUCUUGUAGUUUACGUCUAUGUUUGUGCUCCACCUGCGAGUAUCAUUGUGAUUAAUUUAUUCAGCUAGUGAAUUUUAAGAUCAUAUAUUUGGUUAAUUGCCAUGUAAUUUCUUUCUAUUGUUUUUGGUGUGUUUUUUUUCCAAUCUAAUUUAGAUUGAGGCUCCCUGCCAUUGAAUUUAUUGUAGCUCUUUUGUUGUUUCUUUUCCUGCCUAAAGUGUUGAGCUCAUUAUAUUUGCA